Messenger RNA from Capsaspora owczarzaki ATCC 30864, 1913 nucleotides. RefSeq names its product monofunctional lysine-ketoglutarate reductase 2. Gene Ontology annotation, molecular function: saccharopine dehydrogenase activity. NCBI's taxonomy places the organism in Eukaryota, Filasterea, Ministeriida, Capsasporidae. Gene Ontology annotation, cellular component: cytoplasm. The transcript has 5 exons. The record is from RefSeq and is a predicted model, not a curated record. Bases 9 to 1811 code for a protein of 600 amino acids.
AAAAAGGCAUGUCGAUCUCGCGCCUCCGCGGCAAUGGCGUGAUUGGCAUUCUGCGCGAGGCAGCCAACAAGUGGGAACGCCGAGCACCCAUUUCGCCGACGGACGCGCGCAUCCUCCGCGAGCUGCGCCAAGUCAAAGUGCUUGUGCAGCCGUGCAACCAGCGCGUCUUCUCUGACGACGAGUACAGGGCUGCUGGUGCGAUCGUGACGGAAGAUGUCAGCGAGGCAAGCGUCCUGCUGGGCGUUCAACGUCCAAAGCCGGAAACACUGCUCCCCGAUCGCACGUACGCGUGCUUCACGCGCACCAUCAAAGCCCAGCGUGCAGGCAUGCCAUUCCUGGAUGCAGUCCUGAAGAAUAACAUUCGCCUCUUUGACUACGAAAGCAUCACCCUCGACGGCCUGCGAAACGGCAGUCGCCUCGUGUCCUUUGGUACCCUUUGUGGCAAUGUUGGCAUGAUCAACACGUUGCGCGGACUCGGAGAGCGAUUCUUGAGCUUGGGCUACUCGACCCCUUUCCUCGGCAUUAGCUCUGCCUACAUGUACCCGACUCUAAAAACCGCUAAAGCUGCCGUCGAUGCGCUCGCCAAGGAAAUUGCAAAGAAUGGACUGCCCGCCCCAAUCACCCCGCUGACGUUUGUGUUUACUGGUAACGGCCGUGCGUCGCUGGGCGCGCAGGAGAUUUUCAAGCUGCUCCCGCACGAGUUUGUCAAGCCAUCGGACUUGCCCACUUUGGCUCACCGCUGGCACCAACCGGACAAGGGCAACGCUCGGUUCAAGGUUUACGGCUGUGUGGUUGAGGAAGAGGACAUGGUCGCACGUCGCCAUGACGCCGACGAACGCAAGCAGCAGCACGGCGACGCCGCCAAAGCCUCGACAUCCUGGACCACCAACACGUUCGACCGCCGCGAAUACCACGCCCACCCAGAGCUGUAUGUGCCCACAUUCCACGAACGCAUUGCGCCGUUCGCCAACGUGAUUAUCAACGCCACCUACUGGGAUCGCCGCUACCCGCGCCUGCUCACCAACAGACAAGCUCAGGCGCUGCUCGGAGACCAGCGCAACGCCCGCGAGAGCCACCAGACCACGCCUGGCAGCCUGGCCGGCACGCAUGGCCUGCUCGCCGUUUCCGACAUUAGCUGCGACAUUGACGGCUCUGUCCAGUUCCUCAGCCGCACCAGCACCAUCGACCGCCCGUUCUACGUCUACGAUGCCUUCCGUCACCACGCGCACGAUGGCGUGGACGGAGAGGGUGUGCUCAUGAUGGGCAUUGAGCAGCUCGCGAGCGAGUUGCCCCGCGAGUCCACCCGCAGCUUUAGCUCGGCGCUGCUCAACUUUGCUGCCGAUCUCGCCUUUUCCGACGGCACCAAGCCCUUUGAGCAGCAGUCCCGUGAGCUCCCGACCUCCCUUUCCGGCGCCUGCAUUGCCGCGCACAACGAGCUGACUCCCAACUACAAGUACAUUGAACGUAUGCGUCGCGAGCUGGCAAGAAGCAAAGUGCGCCCGGCAGCCACGCUGGACAACACGGACGCUGUGAGCACCACGAUUUUGCUUCAGGGCCACCUGUUUGAUACCGGCUUGAUCAACCGUGCCCUGGACAAGGUCGAGCUGUACAAUGGCAGCUUUGACAUUCGCGAGUGCAUGGUUCGCCCCAACAUGCCCGCGCAGCACCUUAAGUCGACAAGCAGCGCGGUCGUUGUUCUCGAGGCUCCUUCGCGAUCAGACCUCGACGCGCUGUUGGCCGAUCUCCGCAAUCUUGUUCGCGACACCCCUGCUGCCGAGGCCACCAUUACCGAGCUCGAGUCGUUUGACUAGAGCGUCCUCUCUGGUUUUGCAUGAAUUUAACACAAAAACAACAAUUGAUUUUUUUUUUUUUUUUGCUACCGUUUGCUUUUAAGGGUUUUUGUUUCUACUGUG